Aegilops tauschii subsp. strangulata is the source of this 1585-nucleotide messenger RNA. The record is from RefSeq and is a predicted model, not a curated record. NCBI's taxonomy places the organism in Eukaryota, Viridiplantae, Streptophyta, Magnoliopsida, Poales, Poaceae.
UCGACAAGCUCUGUUCGCACUUUUCUUUGUCUUCGCCCAUGAGAAGAUACGAACAUUUCCAAAUUCGUGGCCACGGAGGAAAACCACGCCCGGCCCACCCGCGUCGCCCCCGCGGGCGACCGGGAGGCAUCCCUAGCCGUCGCCGCCGGUCCCCCCAAUCCCCCGCCUCCGUGCAGCACCGGCGGCGGCGGGCCCCCUCCUCCUCCCUGCUUGGUGGUGGCCGACGCAGGACGGAGCCGCCGGGCUGUGGCGCGGCGCUACUCGUGGGGCGCGGCGGCGUGGUGCAGGAGUCUCGCCGCAGUCGCGGCUGGCCUCGGCGUCCGCGCGGACGGCUGCGUGGCGGUGGUGCACGCUCGUACUGGUGGCGGCUGUGCAGCGAGAUCUCGAUCUGGCUGCGGGCGGCGUGGCCAUGAUGCGGGCUGCAGGCGGCGCCGGAGCCGGAGUCGUGCCCUUUUUGGUGCGGUGGCUCGGCCGACGGAUGGCCUGGUGGCCGCCGGUGGUUCCUCCUGCCGCUCCUGGAGAUCCCCUUGUAUCCCCAUGUAGGUGGGAUGGCUACUGCGGGGCGGGUGGCGGCGUGCUCGUCCUGGAUCUGGCAUCGGGAUUCGGGCGGGUGGUGCGGGUUGGGCAGCAGCCUGGCAUGGUUGUUGCUCCGGCCCUGGGCAGCGGUGCGGGGAGGUCCGACGCAUGGACGGUGAGCUCCUGGUGGCGCGGCCGCUACACGGUGGCUCGGCGGCUCUGCUCGCGGCGACGGCCGGCUUCUUCUCCGGCGUCGGCUCGUCUGCAGGCCAACCGUUUCAACCUUCACUUCAUCUCCUCGUCGUCCGGACGUUACUCCCAUAUGGUCCUCUCCCAGCUGCGGUCCACCGCUCGUCUCGCGCCUGGUGCUGCAGGACCGAACUCGUCUCACACACGGACCGAGCUCGUCUCGCGCUCGGGGAAGCAGGGCGGGUCGAUGGAUGCCAGUUCUGGCCGGCCUAUUGGGUCUCGACGCUGGGUCGCCCAAGGGUGCGAAAGGUGGGACCUUUCCGCUCGCCUCUUUCGUUGGGGUGCGGCGGGUCUCAGGUGAGGUGGUGUCAAGGUCUUGGAUGCCGGGUCGGUGGCCCUGGUGGUGGUCGCGCGGUGCUCUUGGGCAGAACCCGUGCCUUGGUGUUGCCCGGUCUCCAUGGCUGUGUGGGCGGCGUGGUUGCUGGGGUGUGGCGUUCGGUGGCGGUGAGUGUUGGCUGAGGUGAAAACCUGUUCUAUCUUCGGACGUACCGGCGGCGGCGAAGAUCUUUCCCUUCUUGAGGGCGUCGUCGCGGCUCUCAUUGGCCCGUCAUGCGGCUUCAGGGGAAACUCUGAACCUUGGAUCGGGCGGUGGCGGCUCUCCGGUGCCGUUCCCUUCCUGAAGGCGGCGCCUUGGAGCACAUGGUUCGUCAUAUGUAGCUUCAUCUCUUUGUGGUGGUAGUGUUAGGAGUGGUGUUGCUGCGCUCAGCGUCUAUGUAUCUUGCCCUGGAUGUGUGCGUGUGUUGUGGUAGCGUGUGUUUGUACUGGGUGCUUGAUGAUCGGUGCUUUAUAUGUAAAGCGGGCAAGAAGCCUUUUUCUGUAA